AUGCGAAUCCCACCCAUCGACGUCCUCAUGAACUGGCCACGGCCAAACUACAUCAACCCGGUCGACCGUGGUCCCGGGCUGCUAAUCAUCGAAACGGCGUUCCUGGGACUCGCGCUGACGUGUCUGUGCCUGCGGAUGUACGUCAGGAUGUUCAUGAUCCGCCAGACGUGGUGGGACGACUGGCUCAUGUGCGCGGGAAUGGUGUUCUGCAUCGGCGUGACGAUCUGCGUGAUUCUAGCAACUGAAAUGUACGGUUGGAAUCUGCACGUUUGGGACAUACCUCUGUCGCUGAUCAGACAGAGCCGGCAGGUAGGCAAGCACAGCGAAGACCUCUUCGCCUUGGAGGCGUUUUAUGAAACUGACGACCCCCCCGAGCAGAUAUCCAUGGCGGCGCAGACCCUGUUCCUCUUCGCAUCCGGCCUCAGCAAGCUCUCGAUCCUCGCAAGCUACCUGAGGCUCGCGGCGCCCGGUACCUGGUUCCAGCGUCUCACCUGGGCGACCGGGUGCCUCGUGUUCACCCUGACGUGGGUGUUUCUCAUCGUCCUGUGGACUCAGUGCAUGCCCAUCUGGCACUACUGGACGCUUUUCGCCGACUGGGGCAACUGCAUCCCGGAGUGGCCGCCGCUCGCGGGCCAGGGCAUCACGAACGUGCUGACCGACGUCGCCGUCUACCUCCUCCCGAUGCCCACCCUGUUCCGGCUGCGGAUGCCGCUGGGUCAGCGCAUAAGUCUGGUCGUCCUUUUCGGCCUCGGGACGGUGGUCGUCGUCGCGGGUGUCAUGCGGACGUACUGGGUCCUGCAGGUCGAGAUCCGCUACGCUGUCGACCCGGCGUACGACCUCACCUGGGACGGGUUCAACAUCUGGGUCUGGACGGCCCUCGAGGUGAACCUCGCCAUCGUCUGCGGCUGCGCCCCGGCACUCAGGCGGCUGUUCACCGGCGGGAAGCAGGAGAAUACGCGACCGGCGCAGGGCUCCGUGCCGACUAUUGGGUGCUGGGGGCAGAAGUGGAAGAAGGGGGCCCAAGAGACACAGCAAGGGAACGACGAGGAGGAAUACCGGCUUGCAAUGGUUCAGACCCGGAGCAUGUGUACAAAGGAAUCAUCAAUCACGAAGCUAGUCUGA
Molecule: messenger RNA, 1122 nt
Organism: Colletotrichum higginsianum IMI 349063
Lineage: Eukaryota; Fungi; Ascomycota; Sordariomycetes; Glomerellales; Glomerellaceae
Product: Integral membrane protein
Exons: 3
Coding region: 1-1122 (373 amino acids)
Source: RefSeq, a predicted model, not a curated record